CAGAACACUUGCCUUGUCUCACAAUCACGAAACCUUUGUUAUUGUUGUUCUUAGCUCAGUAUUUCUGAAAUGUAUCAGAAUUGAAAUAAAUUAGUUAACAAAUAAUGGAGGAAGAGAAUCAGUUGCCAUUGAAGCGAGUGGAGCUUUCUUUGUCGAAGUUCAACGACGUCGCGAUACCACACCACCUAGAGCUGCUGAGACAACACAAGGCUAACAUUAUCAAGCAUGAAGAAGCAGGCCAGUAUGCACAAGUCCGUCGUGAGCAGGCGGGCGCGGGCCGCGCCGCGGCACGCCUACGUUCCCUACUUGCGGAGCUGGCAGCCCUCCGCGCACGCGUUCGGGAGUCUGACCGCCAAGCCUUUGAUACCAAGACACAGCGGUCGAGGGACCUGACUUUGCAGGCUAUCAUGGAUUAUCUAGGAUUGAUAGAGAGAAGUUGCACCGGCCUGGCUCGGCCCCUCGCUCGCCCCCGCGAAUCAUCACCAAUGAGCAUAACGCGGUCAGAACCGAGUAUGCCCGCGGUAGCCGGCAGUGCGGUGUCUACAGACUCCGUCGGCGUGGUGGCGCACGCGAGAGAGAGAGCGGAGACCGGUCAGAGUGAGAUAGAAGAUGAUUGCGAUGUUCCGAUGCUGCAGCUACAAGUUGACGAUCGGGAGCUAGCCCUGGCCGAGCGCGAGGCAGCCUUACGAGGCUGGACAGAACUGCAAGCGGAGCUGCGAGCCCUGCACGGCGUGUGGGCGGCGACGCACGCGGCGGCGCGCGCGCAGCGGGAGCUCGUGCUCGACACGGCGAGCCGCGUGGACGUCGCCGCCGGGAACGUGGAGGCGGCGCGGGCGCAUCUCUCCAGUGCCGAGAAAUUACGUGCGGGCGCGUGGGGCUUGGGCGGGGCCUGCGUGGGCGCGCUGGUGGGCGGCCCCGUGGGGCUGGUGGUGGGCGCCAAGGCGGGCGCCGCCGCGCUGCUCGCCGGCUCCGCGCUCGGCUACCUGGGCGCGCGCCUGCUGGGGCACAAGCGGCAGGAGCAGCUCGCCAUAAUGGAUCCUCCAGCGAACGAGGAGCCACCCCAGGAGGAGAAGAAGGUGCAAUAGCGACUGCAGUGCGUCUGCUUCUAGACGCACUCCCCCACACAACACUCGCUACGUGAGAUUUAAGGCCCGUUUAGACGGCAAGCGAGCGAGCAUGCGAUUUUCAGCCGCAAAAAUCGACGUUCAAAUCGUAAUGUGACCUCGCACCGUGUAAGUGGGCACUUUAACCAACGUUUUACCAUAUCUAGUCGUAAGAUCAUAACGGGU
Molecule: messenger RNA, 1289 nt
Organism: Leguminivora glycinivorella
Lineage: Eukaryota; Metazoa; Arthropoda; Insecta; Lepidoptera; Tortricidae
Gene: Syx17
Product: syntaxin-17
Exons: 7
Coding region: 105-1085 (326 amino acids)
Source: RefSeq, a predicted model, not a curated record